ACCCACAAAUUAAACAGCAUGCACACAAAACCAACACCCAAAUAUCCCAAGGCCACCGGCCUAGCAAUCCUCAUCUCAACCCUCCUUGCAAUACUCUACCUCCUCAUCCUAAGAAACAUAACCUUCCCAAGAACAGCUCCAACGCCAUGCAUCUGCCCCUCCACCCCAACCAGCCCACCCUACACCCUACAAACAUUCUUCCCACCCCACACCCAAACCCACCCCCAAAACCAAGGCAUAGAAUCUCUCCUCUCCCAAUCCAAAACCAUCCCCAACAACGGCUUCAUCACCAUAACAGAACAAAGCAGUGACAACCCCCAGCCCCAAUACUUCGGUAUAUCCAUGUUUCAUCAAUUACAUUGUCUUGAUAUGAUCCGCGAUAGCAUCACCACCAGCACCAACAAUAAUACCACACCAGCAGAAAGUAACGAACACCAUCACACCCAUCAUACGAGAUCUUAUGAAGGGAUGCAUAUCGGGCAUUGUCUGGAUUAUUUAGCGCAGGUUCGGCUAUUAUUUGCGCAGCGGAUGAUACGCUCGAGCGAGGGGAGGAAGAGAUGAUGGAUGGGGAGAAGGUCAGGUUGAUUGAGGGAGUGGGGGUGGUGCAUCGGUGUAGGGAGUCGGG
This is a messenger RNA of Aspergillus ibericus CBS 121593, 625 nucleotides long. RefSeq lists its product as uncharacterized. The transcript has 2 exons. Bases 19 to 561 code for a protein of 180 amino acids. The record is from RefSeq and is a predicted model, not a curated record. NCBI's taxonomy places the organism in Eukaryota, Fungi, Ascomycota, Eurotiomycetes, Eurotiales, Aspergillaceae. Gene Ontology annotation, biological process: mycotoxin biosynthetic process.